Molecule: messenger RNA, 5970 nt
Organism: Mus musculus (house mouse)
Lineage: Eukaryota; Metazoa; Chordata; Mammalia; Rodentia; Muridae
Gene: Ppp1r42
Product: protein phosphatase 1, regulatory subunit 42
Exons: 8
Coding region: 4561-5391 (276 amino acids)
Cellular component (GO): centrosome; cytoskeleton
Source: RefSeq, a predicted model, not a curated record
CUGCACAGAGAGACCCUGCCUCAAAAAGAGAAAGAAUAGCCGGACAUGGCAAAGUCCUUCUGCUGUGGAGUGGACGUGACUUGGCGACCGAAUCUAGCAGAGGUACUAACUGAGCAGAGCAGAAAGCUGUCAGGCCCUGCUUGGCGUACUAGGGUGGACUGUGGGCAAGACAGGGACUUGGAGAAGCAUAACACAUUUGCGUAGGGAGGAAAAGCUCCUUUUCUGAGAAGCUGGAUUGUCAAUGCCUCUAUGACAUGCAUAUAUCCAGGUGGGUUGACAGUUUAGAAGCCAAUUGGAUGCACGGGUCUGAAACACAGUCAAAAUUCUGUGGGUUAUUUUAUAUAUAUAUAUACACACACACACACACACACAUACUUGUUGUUUAUAGAUUGCAUUAUAUAAUAAUGACAUCAGUUGUAAAUCAGUUACAAAGUCCAAGUUCUUUAUAAGUCAGUUGUUACUAGGGCCCAUGUCUUAUACAUAAAGCCAACAGAAGAUGCCUGGCUUCUGCAGAGGCUCUUAAAUACAUGAUCAUCUCUGGGUUACAGAAAUCAAAAGUAAAAACAGUAUCUUCCGUAACCAGAAGGACUGUAGCUUCCAGCAUCUAUAAAUAGUUCACUGGGAAAUCUUUUUUCCGAGUAAGCUACCACCUCCUGUUGUCAGUUGUAUUUCUCUUCUCUAUGCAUUCACGAUGUCCUGUAAAAGGAUAACCAAAACCCAACACUUCCUCUCCCUAAAAUCAUUUCCUAUUAUCUCCAAAUCACCACAAAACCUAGAGGAUUAAAUCAACACAGUUUUUUCAUUGUAAUAAUUUCAUGAACUACAAAUCUUGGCUUUGGGGUCUCUCACAAGACUAUAAUCAAGUGUUUGCCAGAAGUAAGGUUCAAAUGGAAAAGGGUUAACUUUACGGCUCAAAGAGGGGAUUUGAGCUUUUUCUUAUUGAACCAAGUGUGUUGUUUUCACUAGCCAUAGGCUGGAGUCUUUCCUCAGGUCCUUCCUUGCCAGUGGGUUUUCCUAAAUUAUAGCUUGCUUUAUCAAAGAGUGCAACUCACAAGUGCUAUGAUGUUCAGCUAGGGAAGCAAAAGCCACAGACCUUUGUAAGGUAAUCAUGAGAAUGGAAUGGCGUGCACAAGUUUCCCUUUAUGCUGCUGGCUAGAUCAACUCACUGAGUCCAGCCCACACUCCAGUGAGAAGAUUGCCCAGGGCAGGGUUAGAUACCAUGGAUACCAUGGAUGCUGAGGCUACUGUUAGACGCCCGUCUACCAGACCACUAAGAUUGAUCAGUAUUAUAAAUGAAAACAAAAGGAAAUAGAACGCCUAACAAAUGUGCAUUUUUUAAUGUGGAGUUAUGCGAUAAUGAUGGACUUCUCUGUGCCUUUUAAUUUCUUGGUUUCUCGGUGAAAGGAACUCAAUCAGCAAUGUUUACUUAGUGCGUUCUCAGAGCUCUGUGAGGUGUGAGCUCAGCAAAUGUUGAUUGACAAAGACAGGACGGCAUAUGGACGAUAAAGUCUGUUUCUGUCUAGAGUUACUUGAAAACUCAAGUGGAGGCUUUUUAAGGUGUGAUUUUAGCAUUGUGCUUCAAAAAUUAUUCUCAAGACUCAUUUCUUUUUGCAAAUACAAAUUUCCCCAACAUCUGCCCAGUCUCAAUCUCAGAGUAUUUUUUAUUUGACUUAUACAUGUAAUACUAUAGACAAGAAUUUCUUGAAGCCUGCCAAAUUUCUGCCUCAGUGGAAAAUACAUAGCUGAUUGUUUCACAGUGUGCCACUAGGCAGGGGUUAUAUGUCACAUCUUUACGAGAGAAUAUAUUCUCUUAAGCUAACUAAUUGCAUUUUAAAAUUAAUUAGUAGAUUUGGAGAGAUGACCUGGUUAAGUGCCUGUGGGCAAACAUGAGGUCUUGGGUUUAGAUCUUCAACGCCCACGUGAAAAGCAGCGUGUUGCAGUACACAUCCCUAACACCUCAGACAAGCAGAUCCCUGCUUACCAACAGCCAGCCUAGCCCAAGGGGUGAGCUUCAAAUUCAGUGGGAGAAUUUGUCUCAAAAAUUAAGAUGUAGAGGGCUACAGAAGUGGCUAGCAGUUAAGAGUACUUCUUGCUCUUCUAGAAGACCUGAGUUCCAAUCCUUACACGGGGCUGUUCGGAGCUGCUCAAGAAGAUCAGAUGCCCUCUUCUGGCUUCUUCAAGCACACACACACACACACACACACACACAAAUACACACACAUCCAUACGCACAUGAACAUAAACAUACAUAAACACCCCCUACACACUCAUAUUUGUUAGUAACUCAACCAUGUUAAACACAAAUAAUCAUGAUUUUCAACCACAUGAAGAUCCAAAAUGAAGUUUCAAAAUGUAAUUUUACCAUUUUUAUAAAUCUUGCUACUAAAAAUAGAAGGAAAACCUCUAUUUUAGUAACAUAUAUAGUCAUAAUCAUGCCACCAAAAAAUGACAUUUAAAUAUGUCCAUGUCUAGAUGUACAUAUCAUAUUGCAUACUUAAAGGUAUAUAUACCACGUAAGGUGGCCUGGACAGCCCCAAAUAUUCAAAAGUCAAAGGUGGAAGGGUUAUGUGAGCUGAUAAACCUGAACCAGUAAAGUUGAGCCCAGUCUGAGGUGCAUAGUGAGAAACUUAUCUCAAAUAUAAAAAAUAAAUGUGUACAUAGCUUUCCCACAAAUGAGAGCACAUUUCAUUUCAUGAUAUAUGAAAAUUUUCUAAAACCAAGACUUCUAGAGCAAGUGAGUCUCGUUGACUUUCUAAACCUAGGCCUUACUAAACUUGGAGGCCUUACUAAGCAAGGCCUUUAACAGUUUUAGCUGCAGACUAAGUGCUAUACAGAGAAUUAAGUCAGCCCUCGACACCUUGUUAAAGUUGUUGCCUCCAAUGGAAUGAUCCAUUAAACUCAUAGGACAGGCAUCUGGUUUGUUUUAAUGUAUUGUUUUAAUUAUUCUCUCACUUCCUGUCCUUCUACAGCUUUUUCUCCUGGGAGGCAACCCUUGUACAUGAGCCAUUCUCCAGUGUAACUGAAUUCCCGGCCUGAAUCAUUAUCUUUCCUUUUGUGGCUGAUGAAUCUAUACCUGGCUUCUCUUAGCAUUUCUCUUUCCUUCUUCCCUCACCACAACUGGUUUCAACAAUGAGUUGGGGGUUUGUUUUGUUUUGUUUUUAAAUGGAUUUUCAAGUUGAGGUUCAGCCCUGGCUGUUUAUAGACUCACAAAGAUCCACCUGCCUCUGCCUCCAUAGCGCUGAGAUUAAAGGUAUGCACUAUAUCCCGAGAGUCCUUUUCACUGUGAAUGAUGGUUUCUUGUACUAAGUGUUGUCCUUCUUAUCUUUCAUUCCUGUUAUUUAUUUUACAAACAUUUGUCAAGCAAGUACUGGUAUACACCGCAUUAGGUAUACACAGCAUUUGCCUACCCACUGACAAUGGUGAGAGAAAAGAAUGCUGUCCUCAGUUCUUUUCUUUCUUUCGCUCUUUCUUUCUUUUUCUUUUACAAAGGCAGAUCCUUGUUAUGCUAAAGAACUUCAUAUUAGUUGUUGAGGAAAACAGAAACUAACAAAAUGCAACAGUAAGGCUUUCUGAAAGUUUACCCUGAUCUAAGCUGAGAUAAAGAGGGAAUAAAACGUAAGAGGGGUGAUCACUUCGGCAGCAUAUGUACUAAAAGUGGAACAAUACAGAGAUUUGCACGGCCUCUGCACAAAUAUGACACACAAAUUUGUGAAACAUUCCAUAUUUUUGUGACUGGGAGCGUGCGGGGCAGGUGGUGGUGGCGGCGGCGGUGAUGGUGAGUGGGAUGAAUAAACUAAAAACAAACAAACAAACAAAAAACAGAUGGCAGUGGCUCGUGCCUUUCAUCCUAACAGAGGUAGUGGAUUGAUGUCAGAGUUCGAGGUCAGCCCAAGUUCCAGGACAGACAGAGCUACACAGAAAAACCCUGUCUCAAAAGACAACAAAAACAAAAACAAAACAAAAGAGGAAAGAAAACGUGCUAUUGAUACCCCAAAAGCUGGAGAAUGGAACAGAGCAUAUCGGAACCCGAGAAUCCUGAAUAAGACAGGAAGCGGCAAGCUGCGAGGAGUGCCGUGACUAUCAACCCAAGUUUGGGUUUUAUCCUAGCAAUGAAUGUGGAGUUCUGGCUGUACCUACAGGCUAUUCCUUUGGGUCUAUACAGGGGCAGGUGUGGUUACCGGACACUAAAAUAAUCAAAGGUGAUGGAGAGGGAAACGAUAGCCUGCAAAUCUUAUUCUGCCCAAACUAACUGGUCUUUUUCGGGACCACCAGUGCACAACACCAACUCUCUGGCGUCCCUGUCACAAAGAGCCAGACUCAAGGCGGGCCCUGCGGGCUUCCCUGACGUCACGAGACUUAAUCUGCCUGGGCGUUUGGAGCAUUUGGUCGCCUGGCAACCGCCGCUGGCUUUGGAGGAGCCUGGCACAAGGACACUGACCAAACCAGUUACAGACCCGACUGGACAGAGCGCUUUUUGAAAGUGGAAGUAAUAUCUAAGCCUGCUUCUGGACAUGCUGUCAAAGUGGAGUUCUCGCUGAGAGUUUGACUUAUGCAGAAACAAUGGUUCGACUGACGGUGGAUUUAAUUGCCAAAAACAGCAAUCUUAAACCCAGAAAAGAAGAGACCCUUGCACAAUGCCUGAAGAAAAUAACACACAUAAAUUUCUCAGACAGAAAUAUAGACUCGAUUGAUGACCUCUCUCUUUGCAGAAACCUGAGUGUUUUAUAUUUAUAUGAUAAUCGCAUUAGUCAAGUCACUAACCUGAAUUACACCACAAAUCUGACCCACUUGUACCUACAGAACAAUUGCAUUUCCUGCAUUGAAAACCUCAGUUCACUAAAGAAAUUGGAAAAACUGUAUCUGGGAGGCAAUUACAUUGCGGUCAUAGAAGGCUUGGAAGGAUUAGAAGAACUAAGAGAGCUUCAUGUUGAAAGUCAGAGGCUCCCUCUAGGCGAAAAGCUUCUGUUUGAUCCAAGAACUCUUCGUUCUCUAGCGAAAUCCCUCUCUACUUUGAAUAUCAGCAACAAUAACAUUGAUGACAUAAAAGACUUAGAGAUCUUGGAGAAUCUUAAUCACCUGAUUGCAGUUGACAACCAGCUGAUGCACGUGAAGGACUUGGAGCUUUUACUGAAAAAACUGAUGAAGCUGUGGAAAAUGGAUCUAAAUGGAAAUCCUGUUUGUCUUAAACCAAAAUACAGGGACAAACUGAUACUGACGUCCAAGUCACUGGAAUUUCUUGAUGGAAAAGAAAUAAAAGAUAUGGAAAGACAAUUCCUAAUGAAUUGGAAAGCAUCCAAAGAUGCCAAGAAAAUCAGCAAGAAAAGGAGGAGCAGAAGUGAGGAUGCAAGCAACUCCUAUAUAAGAGCUGGAAGCAUUCCAGGGCAGCUGUGAGGGAUUGGACCCCGGGCAGGACAGUGGCAGAGACAGCACAGAGGUCUGUCACUCUAGGAGAAGGUUGAAGUGAGGAAGGUGGGGUAGAAAGGCACGGUGGGGGUGGGGGUCUGGUGAACUUGCCAUAUCCUGCCUCUGAGUAGGGACCAUUGGAAAGCACUUAGGAGAGUUUGGGACUUGGUCAGCUGACAGUAUGUCAAUAGUUGACACUGUGCUAGCAAUGCACAUCUCCCAGGGUCUGAAACUUGUAAAGCACAUGGGAGGGAUUUCUUGUUUUUUCUCCUGGCUGUAUUAUUAGAUAUUAAGAAGGCUAAGGCAGAGAGAGUUCAAAUUUGAGGCUGGUCCAGGUAACUUUUCCUGUCUCAAAAUAGGAAAGGGCAUGCCAGCUCAGUGGUAGAACACUGUAUAGCACUCUAGCUCCCCCACCCCCACCCCAGCAUUUUAUGGCUUUCAGUAUCAUACCAAAGCAUCUUAUUAAUAUUGGAAUACACAUAGAAUUAAACACGAAAACUAAGCCUACAGCUGGGAGUGGUGACGCAUGCCUUUAGUCCCAGCACUUGGGAGGCAGAGGCAAGCGAA